GCGGGGCGGGGCCGGAGAAGUUUGUUGGAGUUCGGGGCCCAGGAGCCCCCGCGGUCGUCGCGCAGGUGCCCACCGCCUGGGCCGGGAUGGAGCUGCCGGUCGUGAACCUGAAGGUGAUUCUCCUGGUUCACUGGCUGCUGACGACCUGGGGCUGCAUCGCAUUCUCGGGCCCCUAUGCCUGGGCCAACUUCACCAUCCUGGCCUUGGGCGUGUGGGCCGUGGCUCAGCGGGACUCUGUGGAUGCCAUCAGCAUGUUUCUGGGGGGCUUGUUGGCCACCGUCCUCCUGGACAUCAUCUACAUCAGCGUCUUCUACCCGCUGGCUGCCACCUCGGACACAAGCCGCUUCGGCGCCGGUAUGGCCAUCCUCAGCCUGCUGCUCAAGCCCCUCUCCUGCUUCCUGGUCUACCACAUGUACCGGGAGCGCGGGGGUGACCUCCUGUCCCACGAUUUCCUGGGACCUUCUCAGGAACAUAGCGCCUACCAGACGAUCGACUCCUCAGAGCCACCUGCAGACCCCUUUGCGGUCCCAGAGGGCAGAGGUCAAGCUGCCCGAGGGUACUGAAGCCAGCCGCCUGCACCAGCCCCGCCACGUUGCUCUCCUGGUGCCCGGGCAUCCUCCUAGGGCGCUUCCCACCUCCCUCCCUCGGACUAACACGGAGUGUGUCUCCCCCAUUCUGUCUCGGGCUGCUGGAAUCAAGUGCCCUGAGAGGCCAGGAGCCCUGUGGCUUCCCGCCCGUGAACACGCCUGUCCUAACCUCCAAGGCUCCCCUGGUCCCAGGCUGGAAUGGUGGCUGUUUUUACCUCCCACCCUCAACUGUACCAUGCGGACUAUGGGUGUGGCUGGUCAGGCCCCUCAGGACCAGGGAUGGCGGCCUCCCCAGGCCUCCCCAAGUCUGUGUCGCUCUUCUGCAGCCUGCUGAGCACUUCAGGUCAUGCUCAGACCUCAUCCGGCACGGGACUAAGUCCCUCUGCUCAGUCAUUGGUGCCUGGCCCCCCGGCCCGGAGGCAGGUGCCUGCAGCACCCAGCACCCGCCCAGCCCCACUGCCUGCUCCCAGCCAGCGUGGAAACUGAGGAAUUCCCUAGUACCAGGCUGUGGUCUGCGCAGUCUCCUGGCCCAGCUGGGCAGUUUCUCCCUUGAACCCAGAUGGAGCCCAGCUCUGGCCUAGCAAGGCCACAGCAGAGGAGGCACUGGGCAGUGCUCAGGGGCAUCGGUUCUCUGGAUCAGAGGACCUGGUGUGGGCCUGAAUCCUGUGCCACUUCGUAACUUAGCACCUUCAGCUUCUUCCAGGAAAGGGUGGGUAAUGCCCGCCCAGAGCCAGCCGUGAAGUUCAGUGUGACGUGAGGGCCCAGGCAGGGCGCCUGUGACAGGGCGCUGUUCCCAGUGGAGUCGCUCCUUGAGCUGGUGAUGUUGGGUCAGGAGGCAAGGGUGGCCUGUCCUGCAGACCCUGUGUCCUGACCCCAGAGCUGACGCAUGUCCAAGAGGUCCUUAGACCAGGGCCAGGGCCCAGGCCUUUCUCACUAACUGACCGGUCGUCGCAGCUUGCUCUCCUGACUCCUGGGCCCAGGUGCCUGGGCUUCCCCAGGGCACAGCCCUGCCAACCUGUAGCCCUCUGCCAAUCAAAAGAGGCUCAGUAGCUGCCAGGGUCCUGGCAAGGGCUUGGGGCCACCCUGGGGCCCUGGGCACCUGCUCUCCAGGGAAGGAGAUGCACACAGUCUUCAUCAGGAGGAUGCCGACUGAGGCAGGAGCCCUGGAAGAGGGGCCCCUGGCAGAGGGUGUCGACCGUGCAUGGCUGCGGACAGGGAAGAGCCUGUCAGGAGGGAACAGGGAAGCCGCGUCCAUUCACUGCGCGGGAUUGUGCCCAGCAGGCACAGCCAACGAGCCGGCCCCCGGGUGUGACAGGCUGCAGAAGGCGUGUGCGAAGGAGAGCGCUCGUGUGCCCCUGCUCUUGGGCACGUGCACAGGAAAUGUGUAAAACACGAGCGAGAAGACAGGUCGGGUUCAUGGCUGCAAUGGCCUCGAAGAGGACACCUGUGACCUGAGGGGACUAGGACUAGAAGGCCUGUCCGUGCCUCUUGUCUUCUGGGUCCCUGGCACAAGGAGGGCCUGCAGUGACCAUGCUGUCAGACCUUGGCUCCUUGUCCCAGUCCCCCAUGCUUGGAGGAAGGGGCCUGAGGACUCCUGUCCCAGGAGGGCUCCCCAGAAGCAGACUGUGCGAGAGCCAGGAGCUGGACCUUCUCGGUCAUGCCAAGGCUCGCCCUGGGUGGGGAGGGUAACUGGCGUUCUUUUGUGGUUUGUUUAGGUGCUGGGGGUUGAACCCAGAGCUUUCCGCAUGCUAGGCAAGCGCUCUCCCCCUCAGCCACAGCCCCAGCCCCGUGUCCACCAUAGCAAACCCCUCCUGCCUCUGACCACCCCACCUCAGCCCUGGUCUUAGGGUUCAGACAUCAGGGUCUCCUGGAAGCACUUGUGUGCGGGCGUGCUGGGAGGCGAGGUGGGUAGCGUGUGAUGGAUUAACAGGAUGGACACUUGGUGGCAACUGCAGGCAGGGAGGCAUGGCAGCAGGGAGCAGUCACAGGGGUGUCCCUUGGGGAUUAUGUCUUGUCCCUGGUGCCUCCUCUCUCUCCCUCUGCUUCCCAGCCUCGGAGCUGAGCCAUUUGCUCUGCCACGCUCUCCCCGGUGAGGUUCUGCAUCACCUUGGGCCCAGAGCAGUGGAGUCAGCCGACCAAGGCCUGCACCUCUAACUCCGUGGGCACAAGACAAACUUCCUCCUCUAGGCUGUACCUUUCGGGCGUUUUGGUCACAGCAAUGCAGACAUGACACGCUCCUGGAGAGCAGAAGCCCUCUGUCCAGUUUGCAGAUCUUGCUUUCACAAAGCUGAGCCUUCCACUGGACGAAGCCAAAGAAGUUGCCUCAGAGGAGGUCACUGCCUGUUCCUGCUGGACAGAACUGGACCAGGCCUCACCACAGGCCUGUCCUGAGCGUCUGGAGAAAGGCUCAGAAAUCCCAGCUCACAGCCUGGGACGCAAUCCCAAAUGUCCCCUGGGGCCAGCUAUGUAAGAGAUGACAGUCUGAACCUCACUGUGCCUUAGUUUCCUGGUUGAAAACAAAAUGGGGAUAAUGUGCCUAACUCAGGGAUUUGGGAGGCUUGGAAACGGUGUAGUACAAAUGUUUAAUAAAUGUCAGAGCUUA
Molecule: messenger RNA, 3189 nt
Organism: Sciurus carolinensis (gray squirrel)
Lineage: Eukaryota; Metazoa; Chordata; Mammalia; Rodentia; Sciuridae
Gene: Agtrap
Product: angiotensin II receptor associated protein
Exons: 5
Coding region: 87-563 (158 amino acids)
Biological process (GO): angiotensin-activated signaling pathway; regulation of blood pressure
Cellular component (GO): plasma membrane
Source: RefSeq, a predicted model, not a curated record